Molecule: messenger RNA, 1188 nt
Organism: Penicillium hordei
Lineage: Eukaryota; Fungi; Ascomycota; Eurotiomycetes; Eurotiales; Aspergillaceae
Product: FAD-dependent oxidoreductase
Exons: 1
Coding region: 1-1188 (395 amino acids)
Molecular function (GO): FAD binding
Source: RefSeq, a predicted model, not a curated record
AUGGAUACCUUACCCAAGAUUGCCAUCAUCGGCGGUGGACCUGCUGGUCUCACCCUGGCAAAUAUUUUGCAAAAGAAUAGCAUUCCCUUCUCAGUCUUUGAACAUGAUGCAUUCCCCAACGAACGGGACCAAGGAGGUACUUUGGAUUUGAAUCCAAAGACAGGUCAGGCAGCGCUCCGCGAAGCCGGUCUAUGGGAUGCAUUUAUCCAGCAUGCACGGCCCGAAGGCGAUGUUCUCAAAGUGGUCCAGCAAGAUGGCGUGGUGCUCUGGGAUGGAAACACGUCGCAACCACCUGUACGCAAUGACAAAAGUAUGUCCCAUAGCCCAGAAAUCGACCGUGGAAAAUUAAAGGAGAUCCUUCUCCAGAAUCUGGAUGGGAGGAACGUCCAUUAUGACAAAACACUCGCCAGCGCUGUUCCCGGCGAACGAACCGACAGCUGGGACUUGCAUUUCCGUGAUGGAUCCGUGGCAAAAGAUUUUGAUCUCAUCGUGGGCGCAGAAGGGGCUUGGUCCCAUACGCGCAAGCUACUUACCGAUGUCGAGCCAUUCUACUCGGGAAUCACGGCGAUUGAGUUGUGGGCGCUGGACGUCAACCAGAAUCACCCCUGGAUGGUAGAUUAUGUCGGCCGUGGUAGCCUGUUUUCCUUCGAUGCAGACAGAACCAUCCAAAUUCAGAGGAUAGGGGAUGGUAGUAUCCGGACCUACGCAUGCCUCAGGGUGCCGGAGGGGUUUACCAAGGACUGCGGCAUUGAUUGGACGCAGCCUGAUAUUGCCCGCAAGGAAUUGGUAGAACGAUACUACAACGAUUCCGCAAUUGAGUUGAAGCGAAUGAUUUUGGAAAGUACCGACAAAUUGAUUCCGCGCCCACUUUACAUGCUUCCUGUCGGAAUCAAAUGGGAUCCACGACCUGGAGUGACUCUCCUGGGAGAUGCCGCCCAUUUGAUGACCCCAUUUGCCGGAGUUGGUGUGAAUGCAGCCAUGCUUGACGCACUGGAACUUAGUAAUACCCUUGUAUCUUUGAAAAUGGGCAAAUUUCCAUCAUUGAGCAAGGCUAUUGAAAAAUACGAGCGCGAGCUAUUUCCUCGUGGGCAGAAAUUUGCCCAAAAGACAGUGAAAAACAUGGAAACUCACUUCAGUGCGGAUGGGUGUAAUCACCUGGUAUGGCAGUUGAGGCUCGGUGGUUUUUGA